AUGGCGCCACCUGGGCCAGGACGGCGCUUGCGCGAUACCAGCGAGAAGCGAGAGAAAAACACGCGGUUCUCGCUGUUGGAUAUGUCACACAUGUCGCUCCCGACGGCUUCUGUACCCCCGGCGGUGACCGCGGCGCCGCCACCCAACCUGGUCAUCGGAAUCGACUUCGGCACGCACGCCUCAGGGUUUGCUUUUUACAAGCGAGCUCAUGCUGGGGCUGGGGCUGGGGCUGCUGCUUCUGCCUCCGGCUCCGUGUCGGCGGAAGUGUUCCCCCGGGUGUCCACACAUGACCGCUGGCCCGACCAGCCCAUCGUCGAUGCCAAGACACGAACGGCACUGCUGUACAAGAAGGACAGGGUGGAUGCCUGGGGCUGGACGGCGUGGAAGCGCUGGUCAGAGAUGUCGUCGUCCGAGCGCAGUGCCCAGUCGUACAGCUACAUGGAGAACUUCAAGCUGCUGUUGGAGGAUGGCGCUGAUGCGGAUGUGGACACGGUGUGCCCCCUGCCGGCCGGGGUGACACGGGUGCAGGCGGUGGCGGACUACCUGGGGGAGAUGAGGAAGUACAUCCGCGAACACCUGAGGCGCUCUGCGGGCGUCAUACUACACUCCGAUGAGUUGGUGUGGUGCCUGACUGUGCCCGCGAUCUGGAGUGACGCGGCCAAGGCACGGAUGAGAGAGGCGGCGCACAGGGCGGGACUGAUCAUCGCGGUAGAGGCUGGGUCCUUGGUUUUGACGUUGGAGCCUGAGGCAGCGGCGAUGACAGCGGUAAAUACGGCUAAUGAGACUACGCUGAAAGAUAACGACGUGGCGCUUGUGCUGGACUGCGGCGGUGGCACUGCGGAUGCGACGUUGCACUGCGUGAGGGGCUCGGGAUCUGCUGUACGGCUGGAGGAGGCGGCUGUCGGGCGCGGUGUUCUGGCGGGCGGUGCACACGUGGACUCCGCCGCCUGGUCGUACAUCCGCGACCUGCUGGGUGCACGACAAUGGGACAAGUGGAAGGAGGCGCAUCCGGACGAGGUUGCCCAGCUGAAGAGCAGGCGAGGGCUGUCUAAACCCAGCAGCAGGCAGGGCUGGGUUAACUCAGAUCUAAAUCUGGUGCUGCCCCCCGAGGUCGUGUCUAAGAGGUUGAUGGACUCUACGGUGGACAAGAUAACGGAGCUGAUGCACGAUGUCAUUAACGAAGGUGCUCGGCUGGGCAGCAAAUGCAACAAGAGCCGGGUACGGCGGUCGCUGCCGGAGGGAGCCGCUCUGGUGGUGCCGUCAGACCCAGGGGCUGCCGUCGUGACAGGUGCCGUGCUGUACGGAGCUAUGCCCAUGGUGGUGUCCGCUCGCCGUUCGCGCUUGGGUUAUGGUGUCGGCACUACCCGGCCGUGGACCUCGCAUGAUGCCAUUCACGCGGCAUCCUUUGGCGCGCCAGAGAAGCGCUGGCACAGCGAGAAGAACUGCUACUAUGCGUUUGGCACAUACCAUCCGUUCGUGAAGCACGGGGAGCUGAUCAGCGUGGACAAAGUCGUUCGCCACGGUUUCACACCGCUUUACAAGUAA
Molecule: messenger RNA, 1545 nt
Organism: Volvox carteri f. nagariensis
Lineage: Eukaryota; Viridiplantae; Chlorophyta; Chlorophyceae; Chlamydomonadales; Volvocaceae
Exons: 11
Coding region: 1-1545 (514 amino acids)
Source: RefSeq, a predicted model, not a curated record